Mytilus trossulus (common blue mussel) is the source of this 1558-nucleotide messenger RNA. RefSeq lists its product as uncharacterized. The record is from RefSeq and is a predicted model, not a curated record. The transcript is spliced from 8 exons. Lineage: Eukaryota; Metazoa; Mollusca; Bivalvia; Mytilida; Mytilidae. The coding region runs from base 70 to 1119 and encodes 349 amino acids.
CCAUUUAAAGGAUUGACACUCACAAACUAUAUACAGUGAGGUUUUGUUUUAAUUUGGAAUAUAGCAGUAAUGGAUGAACUAGACAGUUGUGUCGCCCAAAGGGCAUUGGACAAACUGAAUGGAAAAACUACGAAUUGCCAAGAGGAAGCAAAAGAACCAAGAAGAGAUGAUCAUCUACAACAAAAUAUAACAGCAAGAUCCGCAUCUCGUCCUUACGGACCAAAUGAAACAUCUAUCGCCAGAAGAGAAAUAUUUGUAUCACCUAACCACACAAGUGAAUUUAGUCUGAUGGGAGACAUUGAAAGUAGUUAUAUCACCCCUGAUGGAUAUUUUCGACAUAGAAUAGUUCUUAAAUCGACACAAGAAGUGUGGAACUCUGUAUGCUAUGGAAUGCUAGAACUCAGGAAUGAAGACCAGCUUCUCAGUAUCAACAAUGUAGAUACCACAUUACUUUGUCAUGAAGACGCUUUAAGUGUUUUUGAAAAUCUUCCAAGCAAUAACGAUGAAAAUAUCAUAAUGACUUACAGGCGACCAAGCACUAGAAAUAUUGUCGACUUAAGUUUUGAGUUAAACUGUUCGUUAGGUAGCUCUGCAGUUGAGGCACGGAUAAAUAAUGAGUCGUCAGUACCCGAAUCUGACUGGAUAAAAAAAUCUGCAGUAACCAUACAAAAUCGAGGAACAAAUAAAUAUAUGCAAGCACUAGAGAAAAACUGCGUGAUUUUUAAAGAACUUAUAUCGUCUAUUCCAGGACAAAAGCCAAAGGAUUUUCAUAUAUGUCACUUUACAGAGGAGCGUUGGAUAGAAUCUAAUAGUCAUGCAAUGUUGCGACGUUACAUGGAUGAGGAACAUAAGAAAUAUCUACAUGUUACCUGUGACGGAAACAUUAUACUCAGUAGUACAUGUUCCGUCUUCAAAUUGAAAGUAGAAAGUAUGCAUGCUUUCGUCAUUAUAGAAGAGAUAGUUACAGGAAAUAUUCUUUGCCUAGAAGGUUUCAAUAAUUGUUGUGCAAAGUUUGUUCAUCCAACAAAUUAUGCAGCUGACCAUAACUACAUCGAUCACAUGGAAGAAAAAUUCAGAUUUGAGAGGGAUUCCGUACCUUGUUUAAACAAUAAAUUAUGAUGUUAUUGUGUAUGAUGUCUAACGAUGAUCUCGUAAAGAUGAUUGUCUCCCCUGAAUACCAACGACGAAUGAACAAAAAGAGAACAAAACACAACAACGUAUGAAAGUAGUGGAGGCAAAUAUGUUUAUUUUCCUGUUUACUAUUGCUUGUUUAAAAAAGGAAAUAAAGGUGAAAACAUUAUUGUCAAGAACAUACGAUCACUUUAAAAAUUUGUCCAUAAUUCUCCUUUUUAGACUCUUCUGUUGUUGCUCUACGCGUACAUUUAUGCUUACAAUAUAAUGAAUUGCUUAUAAAUAAUAUUUCUAGGGUUGUAUAUUGUUAAUGGUAAGACCAGUAUGACUUCUUAUGUACAAAAAUAUAUCAUUUUGUAUGUGUUGUUUUAAGUAUUAUGUUGUAGAAGAAAAGUUUUGUUUUACUAAUAAAGUUUUGAAUAACAUG